CCAGUUGCAACCUGCCUCCAGGUGGAUCCCAGUGCAGAACCUGCAGCAUCCUUAACUCUUGGCACUCCUGCGCUUAGGCCACAAUGGCGGGUCGAGGUGGAGCUGCUCGACCGAACGGACCAGCUGCUGGAAACAAAAUCUGCCAGUUUAAACUUGUUCUCUUGGGAGAGUCGGCAGUGGGGAAGUCCAGCCUUGUUCUGCGCUUCGUGAAGGGGCAGUUCCACGAGUACCAGGAGAGCACAAUUGGAGCUGCCUUCCUCACACAGACCGUCUGCCUGGAUGACACGACGGUGAAGUUCGAGAUCUGGGACACAGCGGGGCAGGAGCGGUACCACAGCCUGGCGCCCAUGUACUACCGGGGGGCCCAGGCGGCCAUUGUUGUCUACGACAUCACCAACACGGACACGUUUGUACGAGCCAAGAACUGGGUGAAAGAGUUGCAGAGGCAGGCUAGCCCCAAUAUUGUAAUUGCACUAGCAGGAAACAAGGCAGACCUUGCCACCAAGAGAGCUGUGGACUUCCAGGAUGCACAGACGUAUGCAGACGACAACAGCUUGCUGUUCAUGGAGACGUCAGCGAAGACAGCGAUGAAUGUGAACGAAAUCUUCAUGGCGAUAGCCAAGAAACUGCCAAAAAAUGAACCCCAGAACGCUCCCGGUGGCCCAGGUAGGAAUCGGGUGGUUGACCUCCAGGAGAGCAGUCAGCCAAGCAGGAGCCAGUGCUGCAGCCAUUGAGCAGCCG
Leptosomus discolor (cuckoo roller) is the source of this 741-nucleotide messenger RNA. Lineage: Eukaryota; Metazoa; Chordata; Aves; Leptosomiformes; Leptosomidae. The record is from RefSeq and is a predicted model, not a curated record.